CAUGGCAUGUUGGGGAACCCUGUUAGCACAUCCGUCAGUGCGUGGACGGAUAUGUUCCGUCUCGCCUACAACGCCUGGAUAUGAUGUAGCAUUGACUGAAUUGACCAUCAAACACCCCCAAAAUCAAACUUCUUGGUUGUCACUGCGCGCCAGUGUUUGACAUUGAUCUGCGUCAUCUCCAUCUCAUCUGCCACCAAACACACAAAAGUGUCAAGGUCAGGCAUGUGCCGCACUCAGUGUCACCCAAAUCAACUGUUUGAUACUGAUGCCCUCGUAUCUUUGCACUAUUCUCGGAAAGUAUACACGAUUGGCCAAGUACAUGUACUAAAAAAGUCAAUUUUACAUCUGAUCUGUCAAAGGCAUGUGAUUGCGACGUGCAGUCUCCUUCCAAGCACUUGAGGUUGAUCCACCCAGAUGUCAAUUUCAAUUGCUCACAUGUUCAGUCAACGGAAGAAUCAUUGACCGCGUAACCGAUUGAGGACGAUCAAACAGCUAGUCAUGUUCGAUGUCUUAUAUUUUCUUUACAUAUUCGAAAUCAUGCGCACAAUCAGUUCCGGUACUAUUUCGGUCACGUGACUUCGCGAAAUCUGCUGGAUCGCCUCCAGACUCCCGCAGAGCUUCACUGUCACCACGCGUCUGAAAUGCCGCCCACCCUCAAUGUCCCGCCUUCAGCAUGCCAGCCGACAACUCGAUAACAUUGUCCGCCACUCCAGUCUCAACGCCGUCGUAGCAACUCCAAAUCGCGCGUCCAUUCUCGCUGCCGCCGAAUCAGCAGACAAUGCAUCAUCAGGCCAUGAUGUAGACAGCCGCAGCCCUCGCGGUCGAGUAAUCCUCGUCAAAGACAACAUCUGCACCACCGAGUUCCCAACCACAGCUGCAUCGUCAAUUCUAAAAAGCUUCAAAAGCCCCUAUGACGCUACAGUUGUCAAAUUGCUGCAAGAUGCUGGAGCUCUCAUCGCGGGAAAGACCAACAUGGACGAGUUUGGCAUGGGCUCGCACAACAUGCAUUCGUACCACGGCGCCACCAAGAUGAGCAGAGUAGCCGGAGAAGAAAGGAGUGCAGGUGGAAGCUCUGGUGGCAGUGCGCUGGCCGUCGCAAUGGAUCAAUGUUGGGCAGCACUAGGCACGGAUACAGGCGGUUCUGUCAGACUUCCCGCUGCAUAUACCGGUACUGUAGGCUUUAAACCCAGCUAUGGGUUGCUGAGCAGAUGGGGAGUCAUCGCGUAUGCCAAUUCACUCGACACAGUGGGCAUUUUGGGGAACAGUGUGGAUAGCGUCGAGGGUACCUUUGAUGCAAUCAACGCAUAUGAUCCACAAGACCCCACGUCUCUACCUCUCUCAACUCGCUCCCGCCUCGGUCAACGCAAGACCUCGUCUUCUUCACUGAAGAUCGGUAUCCCCUUGGAAUACAACAUUUCUACUCUGAGUCCUGCUGUCCGCGAAGCAUGGAAACGAUCCAUGCGGCAACUUCAAGAGCGUGGGCAUAGUCUCCACACCGUUCGUCUGCCUGCGACUCAACACGCGCUGUCAGCGUACUAUGUGCUUGCCCCAGCCGAAGCAUCUAGCAAUCUUGCCAGAUACGACGGUGUCAGAUACGGCAGUAGGGCUGAGGGAAUAGACGGUACACCCGAAAGUGUCUUGUAUGCAAAGACGAGAGGUGAGGGGUUUGGAUCUGAGGUGCAACGCAGAAUCUUGCUUGGUGCUUUCACGCUCAGUGCGCAGGCGAUUGACAACUACUUCAUCCAAGCACAGAAAGUAAGGAGGCUGGUUCAACAGGACUUUGAUCGCGUUCUCCGAGUACCCAAUACACUUGUCGAAAGCUCCACAGAGAUCAAAGAUGAAGGUGUCGAUGUUCUAUUGUGUCCGACAGCCCCGACGCUUGCGCCUCAGCUGUCCGAGCUGCAGAAUCAAGAUCCUUUGCAGGCGUAUGUGAACGAUGUUUUCACAGUGCCCGCGAGUUUGGCUGGACUCCCCGCUAUCAGUGUCCCGGUCGACGUGGCUGAACAGAGUAGACAGCCUGAACUGAAAGCACAAGGCAUCCAAGAGAGUGCGGGUAUGCAAAUCAUCGGGCAAUACGGCGACGACAAAGCUGUCCUUGACGUUGCAAGAGAGUUGAUGGAAGCGACGCGUGUGUAA
This is a messenger RNA of Periconia digitata, 2136 nucleotides long. Lineage: Eukaryota; Fungi; Ascomycota; Dothideomycetes; Pleosporales; Periconiaceae. The record is from the annotation of a GenBank genome assembly.